UUACAAUUUCAAAUUUAUACUAACAACACACGUGUUAUAUGGUGUGGGCCAAAUCGCACGUCUGUUGUGCACGUUGGAAACAUUCGCACAUUUAGUUUUAUUUUGAUGAUUGUUCAUCAGUCCUAUGAAUCAGAAAUGUGAGUUCAUCAAAAAUGGCUUUUCAGUUCAACUUCGAUAUUGGACAAGAACAAAAUGAUGUUGGCGAAGAUUCUACCGGUUUAACUUCAAUUUCAGGUGCCAACAAGUGUGACAAAGCGGUUGUUGACUCACGAAAGGCCUGCGACAUUUUAAGACCCGCCAAGGAAUUAUACGCCCCUCAAUCUCUGCCAGAAACUCAGUCAUGUGCAGUGGAAGCCCUGAGAGUCAGUGAUCUGGAGUUGCUCUUUCUAAAUCCAGAGGACGUAGAAUUUGACAGGCUUCUGGAAAGCUUAGAAAAUGACAGCGACGUUUCCACAGCCACAGAAAGUCACUCCGACCUGAUACCAAAUGUCUAUGAAGGUGGACUGAAAGUUUGGGAGUGUUCCAUCGAUCUGGUCCACUACCUCCACGAAGCGGAGGUACCACUGGAGAACAAGCAUGUCCUGGAGCUUGGCUGCGGGGCGGGCCUGCCGGGCAUCUAUGCCAGCAAGAAAGGAGCUGCCGGCGUGCAUUUCCAAGACUAUAAUGAAGAGGUGAUUGAGCACAUGACAAUCCCCAGCGUCGUGUUGAACCGAUCUCAGGACGGACCGACCAAUCAGGACCUUCGGUUCUUUGCCGGGGACUGGAGCCUGGUGCAGCAGAAGUUGAUCUCUUCAAAUCCAGAUACAAAGUAUGACAUCAUCCUGACAUCAGAGACCAUUUACAGCGUAGACUCACAUGACAAGCUGUAUCAGAUUCUACGAGCAUUGCUGAGACCAAACGGAGUAAUAUAUAUUGCCGCAAAGACGCACUACUUUGGCGUUGGCGGAGGGACGAGGAUUUUCGAAGACUUGGUGAGGCAGCGUAAAGAAUUCAACAUCGAGGUCUGCAAGACUUUCACCGAGGGGGUGAAAAGAGAGAUUUUGAAGAUGGCGUUUUUGGAGGCUUCUUGAAACUUGGAGGUGCGUCGACAGUGACACCGAGUAUAUUAGAAAGUGUUGUUGAAGCCUUGAACAAAAUGAUCUUCGUGAGGUGUUUCUUCCGUGAGGCAUUUUCUCUUCCAUCUUAUUUCUACAAGAAAUCUCUGCUGGUGGGUUAUGAACCCAAAACCUUCAGAUGCAAUUUUAAGAUUUUGCCUUUGUAUCUCAACUAAUGCUUGUAUUCUUCAUUUUUGCCAUUAAGAGGAAAUAAGUGUGAUGUUGAUGAUGCAAAUUUAAAAUAUUUGCAAAAGAUGAAAUAACGGUCACAAUUGGAAAUUUUCUGUUACCUUAUUCAUCCAUGGUGCUUAACGAAAACAGAUGUUUCCAGUUUAAUUUUGAACUGUAAGUGCUUUGGAAGUUAACAAUGUUUGACACACUGCAAGAGUGACAGGCCUAAAUAAUUUUUUUUUUUUUUUUUUUUAGAUUUUACCAUAUUUUCUCUGAACAGACAGCUUUGAAAAAUUACACAGUUCUUUGCAUAGUACUUCACAGAGAUAACUUUAUUUUCCACCGACAUGAUUUUUUUUUUAACUGUAUAUAUAAUAAAGCUACAUUAGAAAUUCCAAAUCAAAAAUUCUAGUGUGUGUAAUUAUUUCAUCAGCUACCUCGAAAAAGGUGGCAUUGCAUAAAAUGCAUUACUACAAAAAUUCCAUUUUAUAUACAAUUUUUUUUUCCUAAAUAAAUAGCUACUCAAUACAAGUACCAUUUAUUUUUAAAAAUACUGCUUAGAUUUUGGACGUUAAACACAAUCCACAGUUAAGCAUCAUAUAGCUCAUAUUUGUUCCAGAUUUUAAGCCUAAAUUCAAAGCAAUUAUUUUACACACAAUCCUUUUAAAUUGUUCUGUUUUGGAUAUACAGGUUUUAACAAAUCACACACCGAAUACAUGUACCUAAUCCAUUGCGACUUUGAAAUCACACCAGUACAAUGUAGCUAAUUUGUCAACCCAGAGAAGUUUUACAAUAAGCCAGUUCGGUAUCUGGAAGUCCAAGUCAAAGGUCAUUUGGGGAAAAAUCGCUGACGCAAUGUUAUGCGAUGUUACGCAAAUGCCCAUUUUGCUCGUAAUUGACGUAGAGCGUUGUGCGACCAUUUCCUUACGCGUUGAUGCGCCUUUGAUGAGCGUUCGAUUAUCCCGAAUGGCCCGUGACCCAUAUCAUUGUGUGCGCAUGCGCAGUUGAAAUACCGAGCUGGCUUAUUGAACAAGCAUGCUCCAUGUAAGGCGUACAAGCCUAGAAAAUGUUCCUAGUUUCAUGUUCCUGAGUUGCAUGACCAUAAAACAUUUUUUUUUAUAUAAUGCUGAACAAAUAUUUAAACAGAGCACAUACCCUGUUCCUUAUGUUUACAAAAGCUGUCAAGCAUACACUGAAUGUGACCAAAACUACCUAAGGACUUCAUUUGAGGAAGAUACGAAGCCUAAAAUCACAGCAAACCUUACAGAUACUCUUUUACAGACACUCAUUUAAAAGGUUUGAAACAAUCACAAAUACACCGUAAUACAUAAACC
This is a messenger RNA of Patiria miniata (bat star), 2599 nucleotides long. RefSeq names its product histidine protein methyltransferase 1 homolog. The record is from RefSeq and is a predicted model, not a curated record. The transcript is spliced from 8 exons. Gene Ontology annotation, molecular function: protein-L-histidine N-tele-methyltransferase activity. Lineage: Eukaryota; Metazoa; Echinodermata; Asteroidea; Valvatida; Asterinidae. The coding region runs from base 153 to 1070 and encodes 305 amino acids. Gene Ontology annotation, biological process: peptidyl-histidine methylation, to form tele-methylhistidine.